AUGCAAUUAUUUUACAAUCUAACUGCGAUACUCAAUCUGAUAGGCGUAUCACCUAUGCACCAACAAUUCGGCGGGGAGAUUCGCACUUUUUUGUACACCCGAAGCGAGAAUCCAAGUAAGGAUCAUUUAAACGUGCCGGAUAUUUUACAAGAACUUCGGCCUCAGAAGCUCUUUGCCGUCAUCAACAUCGAUGUAUUCACGCCCAUUCAGCGCUAUAGAGACCUGUUCAAGCAUAACUUUCUCAGCAUUGUGCAACUAAGUCAAAACGCAAAGAGGGACAAGCAUUUGAUAAGCACACUGUUGGAGCGUUUACACUGGAGCAGAAAUAAACCUAUCAUAUUGCUCUUGGAUGACACCGCCAGUGAGGCCUAUGUGGAUAAGCUUUUUGAAUUUUCUGCAAGGAAGGGUGGUACGAACGUCAUUGCAUUGCAGCCACAAAUGGCAGUGGGAGAACGCGAGUAUUGGAAGUUAAUAACAUUUCCCGUUCGCCAAACUAAUAUGCACGGUCAGCCAAUGCGCCUCAUGGAAAGGCUUUGGUAUCCAAAAACCUAUAACUAUACACCUGCCGUACGCGGCGCUCUUAAGAAUGGCAGCGCAGAUGUUGGCUUAAUUUCCCGUAUCGAAGUUGGUGAUAUUAAAUUGAGUUCAACGACUGUGGUGCACCGUACCGACUGGUGCUUGAUGGUACCCGUGGAAAAUCCAUUGCCGCCAUUAGCUUUCUUUAACCAAAUAAUGGAUACCUAUGUCAAUUACAUGCCCUGCUUCAGCUUGAUACUAAUCUCGUACGUUUUGGCUGUCGUGUCCCGCUGGAAGGAUCAGCGGCAGCCAUUAUUCAUCGAAUAUUUUAUAAAUAUCUCGGUCCUACAGGGACUAUUGGGUAUGACAUUUUGGUUGAAAAGGCAACUUUCAAGGAGUCAGAAGUAUAUUUGCAUUACCAUUUCAUUUGCGGGUAUCAUAUUUGGUACCGCCUAUAAUGCUUACUUACAAAGUUUUACUGUAAACGCCCCCUUAGAACCGGAAAUGAAAACUAUUGAGGACGUCCUAAAUCGUGGCAUUAAGAUAGCUGUGAGCGCGAGCGAUAUAUGUUGGAUAAGCCAUUAUACAAAUAUGUCUAUGUAUAUUAAGAACUUUACAAUUUUUACCAACUACACAGAGAUGUUAUUGCUUCGGGACUCAUUUGACACACGCUAUGCAUUUCUGGCCCCUGAUAUGUGGCCCAUAUACAAUGAGCAGCAGAAGUACUUCUCUAAGCCAAUAUUUCGAAUUUCGGAUAUUUGCUUUGAAAAAGAUACACCUUUGGUGUUGCCUUUGCCGGUAAAUUCGGUUUAUCGCGAAACUUUGAAUAAAUUAUUUUUGACACUGCAGGAAGCUGGACUAAUGAACUUUUGGCAACGUCACAGCUUUGUAGAGUUGACGGCGAUGAAAGUAAUCAAAUUGGAGGAUUCCAAUAAAAAGCCUGGUUUCGAGUCACUGAAGUUGGAGGACUUGCGCGUGAUAUUCAUUGGAAUGUGUAUACUGAUGUCGUUGAGUAUAUUCGUUUUCGUAUUGGAACUCUGCUGGGAGAAAUUAAGAAAAUUUGGGCGUUCAACUGUUUCUGCUAUAAAAUUAAUUUGA
Rhagoletis zephyria (snowberry fruit fly) is the source of this 1614-nucleotide messenger RNA. RefSeq lists its product as uncharacterized. Lineage: Eukaryota; Metazoa; Arthropoda; Insecta; Diptera; Tephritidae. The record is from RefSeq and is a predicted model, not a curated record.